CAUAAGGGUCCUUGGGAAGGGUUAUGUAAAAAAUCAUAUAUACAUACAACCUCCCUUUUUCUUGAUCAAAACGUACGACUUCCAAACGUAUUUAUCGUCUUCGACCAUUCUUCGUAAAAUCCGAUCACCAGGUGAAGAAUUAAGUUGUGCAUGGCUAGUGUCUCCAAAGAAGUUAAUGCAGCAAUUUUGUUGCCGGACAAAAUUGUUGUACGAAUUUUUAAUAAAACGGAUUUGAAAACCUUAUUCAAUUGCAAACGUGUUUCUAAACGUUUUUACCAGAUCGCCUGUGAAGUCGACACCAUUACCUUUGUUGCUCCUUCUCGUUGGACGGCUAAUAAUCCGGUAUUUCGUCGGCAUGCACGUUGGCUUGCCGUAUAUAGUCACAAGAAAUUCUCUAGUAGUACGUUUGGUUGGAGGUUUGGUCAUUUGGUUGGUGGAUUGAUCGACUCUAUGAAAAAAUUUACAAGACUCAGGUCUCUGUAUAUCGAACUUCCUUUGUCAUCUAUUAAGGGUUUACCUCAUCUAAAGUGGAAGGUUUUUAUAGACAGUAAUAGAAUUGGCUCAUUUGUGCUUUUAGCAUCAACUUCGAUAUAUGACACAAAGGGAUCAUCAUCCGUUGAUGACCGUGAAGAAGAGGGAUUAUCAAAUUAUAUGAGUCCUAUAGGAAACUAUACUGCAGAAAUAUGUAUGGAGAAUGCAUUUGUAAGGUAUCUGAUGUUGCUUGGUUUAGCUCGUGAAUGUCCCUUUUUGGAAAAGAUUUCCAUUACGGAUCCACGUAAAAGAGGAAGGAUCUCUCUUAGUGGUGCAAAACUCUCCGAGGUUAGAAAUUCGUUUACUAGCAUUGGACCUCCUGAUGAAGUCGACAAAUUUAUUAGUAAGGUUGAGCAAGGCAUGAGUUCAAGAGGCCGGGUCAGUGGGUGUGACAUCCCCUUGUUGUAUUUGCGAGAUUCAGGGUUCAUUAUGAAAGGCGUGAAACUAAAUUUGUAUAGUUAUGAGGAGCCUGCUUCUGUUGAUGAAGAAGACAGCAAGGAGGAUGAUUUUGAAGACAGUGAGGAGGAGGCUACCUAUGGUGACUUUGAAGAGCAGGACGACCUGCUCCCGUAUGAAUAUGAAUAUAGUUAUGAUGGUUAUAUAAACAUUGGUGUCGAUUUUGAAGACAAAGAGGAGGCUGCCUUUAGUGAAGCUUUGAUGGAGAUUUUUAACAAGCAUAGCGAUAGAAUACGUGGUCCUGGUUAUGAUUAUCUUCCUUUCUGAGCUGUUAGAUUGAAUAUCUGUCAAUUAGAAGUGUGUGUACAUUCAGAUUUUGGUUUCGAAGUUAAAUUGUUUGGUUCCGAAAUCAUUCUGCAAUAUAGUCCCAAAAAGAAUGUAAUUAUGAGACAUUUGUUCAUGUUAUAUGGCUUGAAAUUGUAAUGUCUUGAUACGUUUGCAGAA
This is a messenger RNA of Erigeron canadensis, 1431 nucleotides long. RefSeq lists its product as uncharacterized. Gene Ontology annotation, molecular function: protein binding. NCBI's taxonomy places the organism in Eukaryota, Viridiplantae, Streptophyta, Magnoliopsida, Asterales, Asteraceae. The record is from RefSeq and is a predicted model, not a curated record. Bases 151 to 1254 code for a protein of 367 amino acids. The transcript is spliced from 2 exons.